Messenger RNA from Dibothriocephalus latus, 381 nucleotides. Lineage: Eukaryota; Metazoa; Platyhelminthes; Cestoda; Diphyllobothriidea; Diphyllobothriidae. The record is from the annotation of a GenBank genome assembly.
CAGUCCUAUGCAGCUCUAGAGACGCAGACGAAUGACACCGUGGAGGAGUUUCAAGCUAACGAGCAGGCGUUAAAAGAAAAGCUCGCUCAUGAAAAACAGCGUUGCCGUACCUAUAAAGAUCAGGUGACCUACUUGAACGAGGAGAUCCUCCUACUGAGGGAUCAAGAUAACUCGGACCUGCGCUGCCGGCUGGAUCAAUAUCAACAGCUCGUUGAAGAAGCGGACCGUAUACUGGUCCACCUCCGUGGCCUUGUGACUUCCCUUAGCCAAAAGCUGGAGAAGACAAAGACUAAGCAACGAGAGGAACGCGAGCAGAGGUUGAAUGAAAUAAAGGCACUGGAGGAACAGGUACCUAUUCGGGGGCAUUUUAUCUAUCGAUAA